UUUGCCUCGUAGGGCUAGUGUAUUGUGUCAAAUGUUUUGCAAUUAAAUUUGUGAAUGUUUGCUAAUUUCGUAUUAGUAUGAUGACUGUCAGUAGUAGAUGCGGAAUUCGAAGGCUCACGAAAUGUCGAUGAUAAUUUCUUGGGAUGUAUUUUAGUGAUACGUGAGUUUGAGAAGAAUGCGUUAUUUUGAAAGAGUUUUUGCCGUGACUUAUGACAAGAACUAAUUUGAGCGCGGACCUAAACCUGAUAAUCAGGAUCACUGACAAUGUUUAAUAAAAGCGAAUCUUCUAAAUGUAGUUUUUUGGAACAAACGAAAGCGGCUCGUGAAGAACGAGCACAAGAAAAGAAAAGGGAAGCUGCUGCUAUUCUAUUGCAGUCGCACGUGAGAGGAUGGCUUACAAGAAUACGAUUUACGAAAAAAAUUCUGGAUGACUUUGACGUGCUGUUGCCUCCAGAGGGAUGCGUAGAACUGCGGCCAUCAGUACAAGUGUAUCAGAAUGCAUCCAGGUUUUUGUUUGUAUGGAAAAAAGAACGAGAUAAAGAACGCUUUGAAAUGUUAUGUAGGUAUUUAGUUUCUAGUCUUGAAAGUGACUCGGUGAAGCUGAGCUAUGUCGGUGUAGCCUUAAAUAAAGAAUAUGCGUUGGCCUGGAUCUCUCAUAUGAAGACUAUCUUGUGGAAAUGCUGCAUUUACUUGGAUGAUCUGCAUCCAGAAUACCCAGCAGAUAUGUGCACAAUGUUGUUGUAUCUGCAUACAUUAGUGGCCUUUACAUCAACUAAUACGUGGUUCAUACUAAAAGCAAAGCAUAUGGAAGUGCUGAAAUCUGGAAUGAAUCAACUUUGUGCCAAUAUUAUGGGACAUUUGUUCAACAAGGGCUUUUAUUUAACAUUAAAGACACUGUUGAUACGAGGUCUUGGACGUUCAAAAGUGACAUUGAAACAUGUGUCACUAUCAGCAAUUAUAACAUUAGCACUGCGGCCACUAGUAUCUGCAAAUUUUUCAGAGAAACUGAUGACAAUGUUUUUAAUACAUAUUUUGUGUGUGCCAGGUCUAAUUCUACAUUUGCAGAACCUAGCUCCUGAGUGUGUUUCUGCCAUCAUCAGCCAUGAAAUAUUUGGCAGAAGUUUGGACCUUCUGAAUUUGGAACAGAAUACUAGGAUAGUAUUUAAUGUUCUGGAAGGCAACUAUGCCCUUUGUCUUCUAGCUAAUCUGAUACACCUUGCCUACAUUCAGCGUGAAGAUGCCUUACGAGAACUUUAUUUCCCAAGUUUUACUUUUGUGGUGACUCGACUUUUAGAGAGUUGCCAACAUUAUGUCACGAGCAAGCAGUCAAAUUUAACUCACUGGCAUCCAGUACUAGGCUGGUUCGCACAGGAGACGGACAGUGCACUAAUGGAGUCGAUACCUCACGUGAGGUCACAGUUGCAACUGUUGUGGUCGAGUCCGAUGGUGUCUGCACUGCUGGGGCACGUUCUAGAAGAAGCAGAGCCGCCGGAAAGCUCUGACGGUGUACCACAGGCAGUCGGUGGGACUGGGCUGCUGAGGCGGGCGCUGCUCGAGCACCGUGGGGCCUGCCACUCCGCCGGCCGAAACCGCCUUGGCAGUGCAGAAUGCUCCAAAGUUGCGCUCGUCUGCUCCCUCUACCAGACUGCUCUCGCGACCCUUACCCAGCUGAGACUGGAAGUUCUUACAGGUUUGUGCUAUCAGGAUAAGAUUUUAUUCAGCCUUUGGCAGUUCAUUUGCAGUUUAGGUCCUAACUGUGGCUUGAAGUCUUUCCUGGACCUCCUCACAGUUAAUACAAAGUGUAAUGCUCCAGAGUUUCAGAUGUUGAUUCUCUUCUGCGAUUGCAUGACACAUUAUGUGACAAUUCUUGAUGACCUGGAAAUGUAUGAGCAACAGAAACCUUUUCGGCUGACAGAUUUUGUUGUUAUGUGCAGCUUUCUUAACAACUUUUUGUACAAAGCUAUUGUUGGAAAUCUAUUUGAUGUCAAAAAUCUAAAUGGCAACCAGCUUUUCCAAAUGGCUCAUACCUUGUUAACGGUGCUGUACCGGAGAGACUGCAGACGGAACUAUACUCCUGACAAUCACUGGCUGAUUAAAGAACUGCGGGUCGGUUCAUUUGUGAACGAUUUGGAAAAAGGAAAGAAAACUACUCAGGUCCUUCUCCAGAAGAUGCCACAUAUUAUCCCACAUGAUGAGAGAGUGCAAUUGUUCCGCAAAUAUGUGGCAAAUGAAAAGGCUGUGUUAGGCCUUACAGAAUCUGCUUGUGCAUCACCACAGGCUACAUUAAUUACAAUUCAUCGAUCUCGAAUUGUUGAGGAUGGAUACAGGCAGCUAGCUAUGCUUCCAUCACAAGCACUGAAAGGAGUUAUAAGAGUACGUUUUAUCAAUGCACAGGGCUUAGAUGAGGCUGGAAUUGACCAAGACGGAGUGUUCAAAGAAUUUCUUGAGGAAACCAUUAAACGCGUCUUUGAUCCCUCUCUCAACCUUUUUCGUGUUACGAGUGAGGAGCGGCUGUAUCCAUCUCCUACGUCUUACAUGCAGGAUAAUCACCUGCAACUGUUUGAGUUUGUGGGAAGAAUGCUUGGCAAGGCAGUAUAUGAGGGAAUUGUUGUAGAUGUCCCAUUUGCAUCUUUCUUCCUGAGCCAGUUACUGGGGCAGCAGAAUCAAGUUCUUUAUAGCUCAAUGGAUGAGUUGCCGUCACUUGAUCGUGAAUUGUACAGAAGCUUGACAUUUAUCAAACAUCACCAGGGUGAUGUCCAGGAGCUAGAUUUAACAUUCUCAGUAGAUGAAGACUGCCUUGGGAGGCUGGUGACCCACGAGUUAAUUCCUGGAGGAAAAGCUGUACCUGUGACUAAUGAGAACAAAAUAAAUUACAUACACUUGAUGGCACACUUUCGUAUGCACACACAAAUUAAGGACCAGACAGCUGCAUUUAUUCGUGGAUUUCGGUCAAUUAUCAAUCCAGAGUGGCUCUCACUGUUUUCGACUCCUGAGCUACAAAGGUUGAUCUCAGGUGACAAUGUACCAUUAGAUCUUAAAGAUCUUCGGAAACAUACACAGUAUUAUGGGGGCUUCCAUGAUUCCCACAGAGUUGUCUGCUGGUUGUGGGAUAUUUUGGAAAAAGACUUUACAAAUGAAGAAAGGAAGCUGUUUUUGAAGUUUGUAACAAGUUGCUCAAAGCCUCCUCUACUUGGAUUUGCUCAUUUGGAACCUCCAUUCUCAAUACGUUGUGUCGAGGUUGGUGACGAUGAGGACACUGGCGAUACUAUUGGUAGUGUUAUUCGGGGCUUUUUUACCAUAAGGAAGAAGGAUCCACAAAAUCGCCUCCCGACUUCAUCUACAUGCUUCAAUCUCUUGAAGUUACCAAACUAUCAGAAGAAAAGUACAUUGCGAGAGAAACUGAGAUACGCAGUUUCUAGUAAUACAGGAUUUGAACUGUCUUAAAUUAGACUGAUUCAGACUACAGACAUGAGAUACUACAGAGACUUCUUCAAGAGGCUACUAUUUUAAUUUAAAAUGUAAAUAUUUGUGAAAACAUCAAAUAGAUGAAAACAUAAGUAAUUUAACACUGUAAAUAUGUUUGUAGAUAUCCUGUUUAUAUUUAGCUUAAAUGUGAAUUACCAUUUCAUAAGAUAAUUUUAGUUUUCCAGUCAGUGUUAUGUGGCCAGCAUUUUUAUUGUUGUAUUUGUUACUCUUCUUUCUUCCAAAGAUUUGCUCAUUUGUAAAUUGCUGGAUUACUACAUAUUGUUUCAGUAUGCUAACUCAAGGUAGAACUAAUUAAAUAACAUUGUUGUUGUCAUUGUUGUUACUGUUGUUGUUGGAUCUUCAGUCCAAAGAAUGCUUUGAUGCAGCUCUCCAUUCUACUCUGUCCUGUGCAAGCCUUUAUCUCUCUGAAUAACUACUUCAACGUACGUCUUGUUGAACCUCCUCACUGUAUUCAUUUGUUGGUCUCUCUCUAAAAUUCUUACUCCUCAUACUUCCCUCCAAUCCUAAAUCCAAGAUCCCUCAGUAUCCCAGAAUUUGUCUUAUCAACCAUCCCUUUUUUUAGUUAAGUUGUGCCGGAAAUUUCUUUUCUUCCCAGUUCAGUACCUCCUUAUUAGUUACAUGUACUACCGAUCAGAUCGUCAGCAUUCUUGUGUAGCAUCCCAUUUCUAAAGCUUGUAUUGUCUUCUUGUAUGAGCUGUUUAUCAUCCACAUUUGACUUUCACACAAGACUACACUCCGGACAA
This is a messenger RNA of Schistocerca piceifrons (Central American locust), 4229 nucleotides long. RefSeq names its product ubiquitin-protein ligase E3B. The transcript is spliced from 17 exons. The record is from RefSeq and is a predicted model, not a curated record. Bases 265 to 3444 code for a protein of 1059 amino acids. Gene Ontology annotation, molecular function: protein binding; ubiquitin protein ligase activity. Gene Ontology annotation, biological process: ubiquitin-dependent protein catabolic process; protein polyubiquitination. NCBI's taxonomy places the organism in Eukaryota, Metazoa, Arthropoda, Insecta, Orthoptera, Acrididae.